This is a messenger RNA of Exophiala viscosa, 1296 nucleotides long. Its product is annotated as omega-6 fatty acid desaturase. Gene Ontology annotation, molecular function: oxidoreductase activity. The transcript is spliced from 2 exons. Gene Ontology annotation, biological process: unsaturated fatty acid biosynthetic process. Lineage: Eukaryota; Fungi; Ascomycota; Eurotiomycetes; Chaetothyriales; Herpotrichiellaceae. Bases 1 to 1296 code for a protein of 431 amino acids. The record is from RefSeq and is a predicted model, not a curated record.
AUGUCCACAUCAACUACAACAAAGGACCCUGCUCUGGUGGAUACAUAUGGCAACCCAUUCCAGAUCCCGAAUUACACCAUGACCGACGUCCGAAACGCGAUACCAAAACAUUGCUUCGAACGAAGUGCCGUCACUGGUCUAUACUACGUUGCAAAAGACCUAUUACUGCUGGCAAGCACUUUUUACCUAUUCAAUCGCUUUGUCACUCCAGAAUACGUACCAUGGAGCUACGCCAGAGCUGGUCUUUGGUUCUGCUAUACCGUCCUCCAGGGUUUCUUCGGUACUGGUCUCUGGAUCAUGGCUCAUGAAUGCGGACAUCAGUCCUUCUCUCCCAAUAAGGCUCUCAACGAUUCUGUUGGCUGGGUCUGUCACUCAAUUCUUCUGGUGCCAUAUUUCUCAUGGAAGAUCUCUCACCGAAAGCACCAUCAGGCUACUGGCAACAUGGAACGGGAUAUGGCAUUCGUACCUUUGUCCAAGGAGGAAUAUGUGGCUCAGCCUUGGCACCGACAAGCUCUUCAGAACCUUGAAGAGCUUACGGAGGAAACUCCGAUCAUGACAGCGGUACAGAUGAUUGCACAUCAGCUGAUCGGCUGGCCGCUUUACUUAUUCACCAACGCAUCUGGUCACAACAACCAUGAGAAGCAACGCGAAGGACGUGGCAAAGGCAAGGCCAACGGCUUUGGUGGCGGUGUCAACCAUUUUGACUCCGCAAGCCCUCUUUACGAGCAACGAGAUGCUCCUUAUAUCUUGCUCAGCGACCUCGGGUUAUUGAUAACGACUUGUGUUCUGGUGCACGUUGGUCGCACCUAUGGCUUCCACAACUUGUUCGUCUGGUAUAUUGCUCCUUAUCUCUGGGUGAACCACUGGCUGGUUGCUAUCACUUUCCUGCAACACACUGACCCGUCCCUACCACACUAUACUGGUAGUAGCUGGACCUCUGUCCGCGGUGCAGCUGCAACUAUCGACCGUGAAUUCGGCUUCAUUGGCAGGAGCUUGAUGCAUGGGAUCGUCGAGACCCAUGUUCUACACCAUCACAUCAGUACCAUCCCGUUUUAUCACGCAGACGAAGCCACCGAAGCCAUCAAGAAGGUCAUGGGUGAUCACUAUCGAAGUGACACCAAGGAUGGCAGUAUUGGAUUCGUCAAAUCUCUAUGGAAGAGCUUCAGAUGGUGCAAUUGGGUCGAACCCGUCGAAGGCUCAACGGGUGAUGCUGGUGGUGUUCUGUUCUUCCGCAACAGGAACGGCCUCGGUGUCGGACAGUCAAAUUGCUCGAACACUGUGGCUCUCACGCAAUAG